CGCCUCUGUGACAUUUUGUUUAUCAUUCGUGGUUUUUUGAGGUUUAGGGCAUUUUCUAAUUCUAAUUUAGAUUAUGAAGCUAUCUGAUAUAAAGGGUAUAUAAAAGUUCGUAUAUUCAUUUCAUUAGUGAUCUUCAAAAUGUCGAAACCAAUUACUUUUGUUACCGGCAAUGCCAAAAAAUUGGAAGAACUUGUAGCGAUACUAGGCGAAAAGUUUCCACGCAAAGUGGUGAGCAGAAAAAUAGAUCUUCCAGAAUUACAAGGUGAGAUCGAUGAAAUCGCUGUGAAGAAAUGUAAAGAAGCGGCAAAGCAAGUUGAUGGGCCAGUGCUAGUUGAGGACACGUGCUUAUGUUUCGAUGCUUUGGAAGGAUUACCAGGACCCUACAUAAAAUGGUUUUUGGAAAAAUUACAACCUGAAGGAUUAUAUCGUAUGUUAGCAGGAUGGGAUAACAAAAGUGCCAAAGCAAUAUGUACCUUGAGUUUUGCUGAGAGUGCCGACAGUGAACCAAUAAUUUUUCAAGGGGUAACGGAAGGUAGUAUAGUUGAGCCACGAGGUUGUCGUGAUUUUGGUUGGGACCCCAUUUUCAAACCCAAAGGCUACGAUCUAACCUAUGCAGAAAUGCCAAAGGACGAAAAGAAUAAAAUCUCCCAUCGUUAUAGAGCAUUAGCAGCACUACAAGAAUAUUUCAAUGCAGAGAAAUAACUCUUCGAUACUGUUUAUUUAUUAAUUUUGGAAUAAAGUGAAAUCGACAAUUUCUCAUAUGUUUUCUUCGUCA
Zeugodacus cucurbitae (melon fly) is the source of this 775-nucleotide messenger RNA. Its product is annotated as inosine triphosphate pyrophosphatase. Gene Ontology annotation, cellular component: cytoplasm. Gene Ontology annotation, biological process: nucleoside triphosphate catabolic process. Gene Ontology annotation, molecular function: nucleoside triphosphate diphosphatase activity. The transcript is spliced from 2 exons. Bases 139 to 702 code for a protein of 187 amino acids. Lineage: Eukaryota; Metazoa; Arthropoda; Insecta; Diptera; Tephritidae. The record is from RefSeq and is a predicted model, not a curated record.